AUGGAGGGGCACACGGAAAUGGAGAUACUAAGGACACUGAAGGGAUCUUCCACAGGGGAGGUCAGUGUGCACCUGGUGGCCAGAGACAGCGCAGGCUCCCGUCCUCACCUGCCUGCAACUGCCUUUAUUAUUCCUACCAAUGCAGCUACCCUUGGUCUGCCCAGCACAGCCCUGGAUGUGUCCUAUCCCCGGGAGCCAGUCCAUGUGGGCACCCUGGAGCGGGUGACUAGCACCAGUGAACCAGUUACUGCCACCAUUCUGCCACAGCUAAGCACCGGGUCGGGGACCAAUAGCACAGUCAGGCUUCUGGAUUGGACAGGGGUUUCCACACCUUCAGCUGGGAGUGGCCUGCGGUUCCGGAUAAGUGAGUACGCGCCACUGAAUAUGAUGGGAGUAGAACGACCACCAUGCCCGGAACGACAGCAAGAAGGGCUGGUCAGACAUGAAGGUGGCCCUACGGGAGGCGAUACGGGCACCCAGCACCCCGAAGAUGUCCACCGGAACCCUCAAGAAGUCACCUCUCAGGAACCCCCAAAGGACGCGAGCUCCUGCGAGUGCCAGACUUGUGGACCUCAACAAGGCACUGCCCCAGACCUGGGUUCUUCAGGCGACCGCUUCCCUCCGCCUUUUCAGAAGCGGUCAGUCAUAGUAGAGAACUCAGGCUGUACCAUCGCUUCUGAGCUCCUAAAACCCAUGAAGAAGAGGAAACAUAGGGAGUACCAGAGUCCGUCAGAGGAGUCGGAGCCAGAGGCCAUGAAGCAAGGAGAAGGAAAAGAUCCAGAGAGACAGCCUACUGCCAACACCCCAGAGAGUGAAGAGUGGAGCAGGAGCCAGCUGGUGUCGGGAGAGAAGAAGGAAGGCUGGUCCUGGGAGUCCUACUUGGAGGAGCAGAAGGCUGUCACUGCCCCAGUCAGCCUCUUCCUGGACUCCCAGGCAGUCACCCGUCACAAGAAUGGCUUCAAACUGGGCAUGAAGCUGGAAGGCAUUGACCCUCAACACCCGUCCAUGUACUUCAUCCUCACCGUGGCUGAGGUGUGUGGCUACCGGCUGCGCCUGCACUUUGAUGGGUAUUCUGAGUGCCAUGACUUCUGGGUCAAUGCCAACUCCCCUGACAUUCAUCCUGCUGGCUGGUUUGAGAAGACUGGACACAAGCUGCAGCCUCCCAAAGGUUACAAGGCAGAAGAGUUCAGCUGGAGCCAGUACCUGCGCAGCAUGAGAGCUCAGGCAGCCCCCAAGCAUCUGUUUGCAAGCCAAGGCCACAGCUCUCCACCCGUGGGCUUCCAGGUGGGCAUGAAGCUGGAGGCUGUGGACCGCAUGAACCCAUCCCUCGUCUGUGUGGCCAGUGUGACUGAUGUGGUGGACGGCCGUUUCCUGGUGCACUUUGAUGACUGGGAUGACACCUAUGACUACUGGUGUGAUCCCAGCAGCCCCUACAUCCACCCGGUAGGCUGGUGCCAGAAGCAAGGAAAGCCCCUGACCCCUCCACAAGACUAUCCAGACCCUGAUAGCUUCUGCUGGGAGAAAUAUCUAGAAGAAACUGGGACCUCAGCUGUGCCUACUUGGGCCUUCAAAGUGAGACCCCCUCACAGCUUCUUGGUCAACAUGAAGCUGGAGGCUGUAGACCGCAGGAACCCAGCACUGAUUCGGGUAGCCAGCGUGGAAGAUGUGGAGGACCAUCGGAUAAAGCUCCACUUUGAUGGCUGGAGUCACAGCUAUGACUUCUGGAUUGAUGCCGACCACCCGGACAUCCAUCCCGCCGGCUGGUGCUCCAAGACAGGACAUCCCCUGGAGCCUCCUCUCCGACCCAGAGAAUCCAGCUCUGUCUCACCUGGGGGCUGCCCCCCUCUCAGCCACAGGAGCCCACCCCACACAAAGCCCUCCAAAUACAGCUUUCAUCAGCGGAAGUGCCCCACUCCCGGCUGUGACGGCUCCGGCCAUGUCACAGGCAAGUUCACAGCUCACCAUUGCCUCUCUGGCUGCCCGCUGGCCGAGAGGAACCAGAACCGGCUGAAAGCAGAGCUGUCCGACUCGGAGACUGCAGCCAGGAAGAAGAACCUGCCUAAUUUGUCCCCAAGGAAGAAGCCCCGCCAUCAAGGCCGGAUUGGACGCCCUCCAAAGUAUCACAAGAGUCCACAAGAAGAUUUCCAAGCCCUUCCUCCCAGUGUAGUGCACCAGUCCCUCUUCAUGUCCAGCUUGUCAACCCACCCCGACCGCCCACUCUCCGUGUGCUGGGAGCAGCAUUGCAAGCUCUUGCCAGGAGUGGCGGGCAUCUCGGCCUCCACGGUCUCCAAGUGGACCAUUGAAGAGGUCUUUGGCUUCGUUCAGACCUUGACAGGCUCCGAGGACCAAGCUCGCCUCUUCAAAGAUGAGGCAAGACCAAUCAUAGUCACCCAUGUCUGUGGGAGAAAUCUUGUAGGGACUGUGGCCUGGCUUGGGGAUACUAUGUUCAGAUCCCCUUUGGGAAGGAAAAUGUAUCCUGAAGAAGGAAUCCGUUUGCUCUUGUGCUCUCUGCCCAGGGCUGUUUGAGUUGAAGCAUUUCACAGUACUGGGGAGCAGACACAGCUUCAGCCAGGCUGAACAGGUAUUCCACUACUGAGCUACAUCCCUGCAUACCACUGAGCCCAAAGCAGAUAGUGGGGGCAUAGGUGUAGGUAUUUGCUGCAGAGAUCCUAACACACUGAAGUCAACACCCAAGCGCUUAGGAAAGACAUGAAGCUGUGAGUUAUAGGAAGAAGAAUCUUGUAUAAAAUUAGAGGGACCAACCUUAAUAUUAAUACUUCCCAGGGGCUCAGGAGAGAAACUACGAAUGGCAAGGACUCUUUUUGGGAAAUAGAAUCUCAGCACACUGAGCUCUAUAGUCCACUUGCUUUAAUUCCUCUGGCAUAACAUUCUAUUUACACAGCUUCAGUUCUGUUCUCAUGCCUAGCUCCUUUCUUGCCUGAUUUUUCUCUGUAUUUAUUUACUGCUCCCUCUAAGUUCUAUCUUAAUUCUCUCAUCUUAAUUCUGCCUCAUCUAGGUCCUUUUCACCUUGUUCUUACCCAGCUAGUACUUCCCCAUCUGACUCUUCCUCAUCUUCCAUCUCGUCCACAUGUACUCUCUGGUCAAAAUCUUUCUUAUCCCUCUCUGUUCUCCAUCUCUCUGUCCUCCCCAAGUCUCUCAGGAGUCUAGUUAUAAACCCAAGCAAUAGCAAUCCCCUGGUCGAGCAAGGUCACCAGGCUUGAAUUCUCUGGGGUCAAUAAAGGUAGGUAAGAAUUUUCCUCAGGCAGUGACCACCAGGCUUCCAGGGUCAAACGGAGGGGUGAUAAGAAUCACAUAGAGCAGCAGUAAUUGUUAAUUAUCAUUUGCAACCCAAAAGGGAAGUGACUAAUGAAUUAACUAAAGGCUAAAUUUGGGUAAUAUCUAAGAAGAGGGAUCUUAUAUGCUCAACUAUAACCUUAAAUGUGAUUGGUAGAAAAUGUUAAUAAUCUAUAAGUUGCUAGGUGAAUGGGAGAAAAUAAAACUGCCUUCUUUUUACCUGU
Molecule: messenger RNA, 3518 nt
Organism: Peromyscus eremicus (cactus mouse)
Lineage: Eukaryota; Metazoa; Chordata; Mammalia; Rodentia; Cricetidae
Gene: L3mbtl1
Product: L3MBTL histone methyl-lysine binding protein 1
Exons: 21
Coding region: 1-2526 (841 amino acids)
Biological process (GO): regulation of DNA-templated transcription
Cellular component (GO): nucleus
Molecular function (GO): zinc ion binding; protein binding
Source: RefSeq, a predicted model, not a curated record